Messenger RNA from Prunus armeniaca (apricot), 336 nucleotides. NCBI's taxonomy places the organism in Eukaryota, Viridiplantae, Streptophyta, Magnoliopsida, Rosales, Rosaceae. The record is from the annotation of a GenBank genome assembly.
AUGGAGAACGAUUUGAGGGAGAUCUGGGGCUCCUUCCUGGUCGCGCGCAACCUUCACUGCGGCCUGUCCAAGGCUGGGGCCAAGGUUUAUUUGCCGAACUUCGUGGCACGGCAAUUCGGCCUGAUCCAAACGGCACCGCUUCCCCCGUUGUCAACCAACCGGCUCUCGUCUUGGAGGGUCGACGUCGCCCAGCAGCACGGCGUGGCUGGCAUUUCCUUCCAACUUCGAAAGGGAGUGACCUUCCUCACUCUAACGCCUUGGUUGCGUCGUAAUGCGUAUGACGAGGAUGGUCUAGUACGAGGAGUGCAUUUCGGCCAGAUUCAUUCGGCCUGUUGA